AUGGCUUCCAAAGAAGUUGAUAAUGCAGAGGUGGGGGGAGCCUCUAUAGCUGGUGCCCCAGGCCGUGAGAUGGAACCAGGGGAGCUGAACAAUUCUGACUACCAUCCCAUUGAUGGAUCACAAAAUUUUAUGCAAGGAUUGUUACAAGCCCUUGGGGCCAUCCAGAUUCUGAAUGGAGCAAUGAUUCUGGCCCUGGGUGUGUUUCUGGGCUCCUUACAAUACGUUACUCACCUCUUCAGACACAUUUUUUUCUUUACCUUCUACACAGGCUAUCCACUAUGGGGCGCUGUGUUUUUUAUUGGCUCUGGGUCCUUGUCUAUUGCAGCAGGAAGAAAAAACACAAGCAUGUUGAUGCAGAAUAGUUUUGGGAUGAGCAUUGCCAGUGCUACCAUUGCAUUCGUUGGAAUUGUUUUUCUCUCCAUCAAUUUAGCAUAUAACAACAAGUCACUCAACAGUUGUCAGUCUUCACAGUCGCCAGACUUAUGCAUUUACAUGUGCUCCUCUUCAACAGGCCUGCUGUCUAUAAUGCUGAUCCUCACCUUGCUGGAACUGUGCAUAACCAUCUCAAUCUCAAUCAUGUGGUGCAAAGCAAACUGCUGUAAAUCACGGGAGGUCAGGUAUGAAGAUAGUCAUCAACACCAUGAGUCAACCCAGCUUAACUGCCGCCCAUCUGGAACACACUGUGAGAAGAAGUUCACCAAGUCCUUCUAUAAAAGUAAUGUUUAUGGACAAAUAGUCCAGUUAAUGAAGAAAAAUGAGGACGGGUAA
Molecule: messenger RNA, 768 nt
Organism: Chrysochloris asiatica (Cape golden mole)
Lineage: Eukaryota; Metazoa; Chordata; Mammalia; Afrosoricida; Chrysochloridae
Gene: MS4A3
Product: membrane-spanning 4-domains, subfamily A, member 3 (hematopoietic cell-specific)
Exons: 6
Coding region: 1-768 (255 amino acids)
Cellular component (GO): membrane
Source: RefSeq, a predicted model, not a curated record